Molecule: messenger RNA, 2280 nt
Organism: Marmota flaviventris (yellow-bellied marmot)
Lineage: Eukaryota; Metazoa; Chordata; Mammalia; Rodentia; Sciuridae
Gene: Cd2
Product: CD2 molecule
Biological process (GO): cell-cell adhesion; positive regulation of type II interferon production
Cellular component (GO): membrane
Molecular function (GO): signaling receptor binding
Source: RefSeq, a predicted model, not a curated record
UUUCAACCUCAGUUCCUUUUGCAAGAAGAGCUCAGAACUGCCACAAGGAAACUAAUCCCAAAGAUGAGCCACCGGUGUAAAAUCUUGGUCAGCUUUCUUCUGAUUUUCAACUUUCCCAACCCAGGUUCAGUCUCUAAAGCCAUCAAGAUCGUCUGCAGUGACUUGGAUCGAGAGAUCAACCUGGACAUCCCCAAUUUUCAAAUGAGAGAUGCUAUUGAUGACAUACGAUGGGACAAAGAAGGGAUCAUGGUUGCGCAAUUCAGAAAAGGCAGGCAACCUUCCCGGCAUAAUGAAACCUACGAGAUUUUAGCAAAUGGAACUCUGAAAAUUAAACAUCUGAAGGGAUAUUAUAAUAGUACCUACAACGUAGUUGUAUAUGAUACAGAUGGAAAAAGGGUUCUGGAACAAUCAUUUGAUUUGAGGAUUCUAGAGGUGGUCUCAACACCCAAGAUCUCCUGGGAUUGUCACAGCACAAACCUGACCUGUGAGGUAAUAAAAGGAACUAACCCUGAAUUAAUUCUGUAUCAAAAUGGGAAACGGCUCACUCAAGGUCAUCUGAAGGUCAUUAGAUAUCAGUUGACCAACCUGAAUGCAGCGUUCAAGUGCACUGCAAGCAACGGAGUCAGUGAGGAGUCCACCAUGGCAGCCAUCAGCUGCUCAGGGGAAGGUCUGAACAUCUAUCUCGUCGCUGGUGUCUGUGCGGGAGGCCUCCUCCUGUUCUUUGUGGCGCUGCUCAUUUUCUAUGUCAGCAAGAGGAAAAAGCAGAACAGCAGGCGCAACGAUGAGGAGCUGGAGGUAAAAGCUCACAGAACCACCUCUGAGGACAGAAGCCCAAAGCCCACCCAGAUCUCCACCUCACCUCCUCCAAAUCCAGCAGUUUCCCAACCUCCGCCACCACCUGGUCAUCGUGUCCAGACACCUGGUCCCCGUCCCUUGCCUCCCGGUCAUCGUGUCCAGCACCAGCCACAAAAGAGGGCUCCCCCAUCAGGCACACAGGUUCGCCAGCAGAGAGGCCCUCCCCUCCCCAGACCUCGAGUUCAACCAAAACCUCCCCGUGGAGUGGCAGAAAAUUCACCGUCCCCUUCCUCCGAUUAAAACUGUCCUUUCCAAUAAAAAGGCUCUUUGGAGUUCUCAGCUCUGGGUGUGCAGGUCCACUUUUCCAUCAGACGUUUGCAACAUGUAAGACUUUGUCGCCUCCCAGGGCUUGCAGGCCAUGGUCCUCAGCCAUGUGGUUGAAGAUCCGUGGCCUCUUCAUAGAUCUCUGUCACCAAGAAGAGAGAAACAAUGGGAGUGUGAUUGCGAGGAUGAUUCAUGACAGUGCACAAAACUCUUGGCAAUCUCGUCUCCCUCUCACAUCCCGUGCAGAUGCCAUAUGCCCGGGGGUUACCUGGGCUUGUGUCCCCUACAGGCCUCCCAUCUGCUCAAAGGACUUUCAGCUUUCUUACGUGUCCUGGUGGACACUUGCUCCCCAUCCUUGAGAAGGAGUGAAAUAACAGCUUAGCUUUGACCCUGGGGUCUGCUCACUGAAGGACACAGCUGGGUGUUACUCGGAGGAAGCUGCACGGUGAGAAAGAGCCUCGUUGGUGUGGCAUCACCCGAGCCACCUGAAUCCCCACUAGAGUGACCAGAACAUUCUCCCCUGCCCCUCCCCAGGUCUCAGAAGCAAAGCUGGGUCCUGACAAUCUCCGUGGCGAUUUGUGAAUCAACACCUCUCAGCCCAAACUUCAACGUGAGUCACCAGAAAGCUUAAGUGUUUGGGUCUCACUCUCCUGAGCCAUCACUAGUGGUCUGGAUGAUCUGUGGAGUCAUCCUUGAAAAGAGGAAUCCAGGAAUAUCCGAGGCACCGUGAGCUCAUCAGACAACACACACGAGGGCCGGCUGAGACAACUGUGUUCAGACAAAUCCCGAGUCUCACAAAUGACCAGUAAGAAGACAGAGGCCAUCCCCAGCCGGCUGACUGCUAGCUGUGCUUUGGAAGACAGUGGGGAGAUAAAGAAGAGUUUUCGGUUGCAGUUCCAAAACAAUAGGCUGCGAGGACUCCUGCUUUGAAGCGUCAGUGCCAGGCUUGUGGUGCCGUCUGCCCACCUUCUCCUGGGCUCCUCAAACCUGUUAAACCUUGUUAACUCUGGCAGGAAGCUCUGGGGGCAAACCACAAAGACGAAGUAUAUUCAGGACUUCCUGUGAGAGCUCACUGAGAGUUGAAAUGCUCUUUUCCUCUGAAUCUGGGCAUCUAUUGUUUCAGAACCCAGAGUUAAUUAUAAAGGGCCGUGAUGAAUUAAA